AUGGAAAGUCCAGAUGAAUUCACCUUCUUCUAUAAAAAGAACGAAGGCACAGGCCCAUAUGUCUUCGGCUUGGGUUUAACAAGCUGUUUGUGCAGCAAAGAGAUAUACGUCAUGGAACGUGAGCGUUACAAUGGUUUGUCAUUUGCCAUACUAAUUAUUUUCGCUGUGAAGAAAUUGGAGCCAAAAUUUGCUAAAUAUGCAGAUGCAGAAGUUGAUAAAGAAGAAGCGGAGUGGAAUGAACCAAGAAAGAGGAUUGGCCGGUGUCAUAUGGUUAGUUGGAUUGUCAGCAGUGUCCUUAAAUCAAUAACAUCUGAACAGGAGAAGCAAUAUCUAAGGAAGUGCAUUGCAUAUCUUAAAGCAUCGUCUGUGCAGCAGUAUGUAUUUACAGGAAAUUAA
Messenger RNA from Schistocerca cancellata (South American locust), 396 nucleotides. RefSeq names its product ATP synthase subunit b, mitochondrial-like. Gene Ontology annotation, molecular function: proton transmembrane transporter activity. Bases 1 to 396 code for a protein of 131 amino acids. Lineage: Eukaryota; Metazoa; Arthropoda; Insecta; Orthoptera; Acrididae. Gene Ontology annotation, biological process: proton motive force-driven ATP synthesis. The transcript is spliced from 2 exons. The record is from RefSeq and is a predicted model, not a curated record.